This is a messenger RNA of Ustilaginoidea virens, 1284 nucleotides long. RefSeq lists its product as uncharacterized. Gene Ontology annotation, cellular component: nucleolus. The record is from RefSeq and is a predicted model, not a curated record. Gene Ontology annotation, biological process: rRNA processing; negative regulation of transcription by RNA polymerase II. Gene Ontology annotation, molecular function: DNA binding. NCBI's taxonomy places the organism in Eukaryota, Fungi, Ascomycota, Sordariomycetes, Hypocreales, Clavicipitaceae. The transcript has 3 exons. Bases 1 to 1284 code for a protein of 427 amino acids.
AUGGUUUCCUUUUCGUGCGAGGCGUGCGGUGAUGUUUUGACAAAGAAAAAGUUGGAUCCUCACCGCAGUCGCUGCCACGGAGCUACUUUCACCUGCAUCGAUUGCAUGGUUCACUUUCCCGGAGUGCAAUAUCGCUCCCACACUUCUUGCAUAAGCGAAGAUAAAAAGUAUCAAGGUGCCUUAUACAAGGAGAAAACGAGAAAACCAAAAAACACAAAGGCUGCUGAUUCGCAGCUCAAUAACCUUGCCGACACCAUGUCGCUGCAGCCUUAUGUUGAGGAUGCUAGAGAAGAUCGGGCGUACGAACCUUGGAACGGCUCGCCAGGACCGGCUGAAGACGCACCAUCUCAUGCUGGAGCCCUUCCCGAGGCUCCCUCACCUCCUGCUGCCGUCACCGAGGCGCAUGUCAAUGUCUUUGACUUCCUGGUUGCUACUGGACAAACUCCCAAUGCAUCCAACAUGAGUCUAGCUCUUGAACAGGAAAACCUCGAUGUGGCUGGCAGCACCUCUUUGGUACGAUACCAAGAACGAGUUUCCGAAGAUUAUCCCACGCAAGAUGAUUUAAAAACUCUCCAUGCCGCUGGCCCUGUGCCUUCGAACGAAGCUUUCAUCACCCCAGGCUCCAAGACCGAACGACACCGAAACCGGGGUAGCGACCCCAAGAAAGAGAGGAAGCGUAAGCGUCUCCAUGUCGACGUGCCCGGGGACGAGAUCAUGACGGACGCCCCCCCAGUUCUACACUCGGGGCUUACAGACGGCCUAAAAGGACUAAUGCGACCCGUCUACCCUCCCUCACCUGACUACUCUGGAGGUGACGCAGGCGACAACUCACCAGCUAGUCCUUUGAAGAAGACGAAGCAUUCAAAACGCCCCCGAGGCGAGCAGGUCAGCCACAGCCUGUUCGACAUGAUCACCCGCGGUGUCAUUAAAUCUCCAAAGAAGUCAAAGAAGACGUCAAAGAUGUCAAAGAAGCACUCUCACCGCCACCGAGAGAACAAGGAUCCGAAACUGAUUGAAUUCCGACCACAGUCCAAGGAUAGUAAGGCUGACAGCAAUGGUCAUUUGGUUGUCUUCAAGCCGCGUGCCGAUGCCUUUUUGUCCUUUGUAAAUAAAGGACCCGAGAGCGAACGAGGAUGUAGCAUGAAUAAGGCUUUGAAACGCUUCCAUCGGGAACGUCAAGCUUCAGGCUCCAGUUUGCCCAGGUCAACGGAAGAAAAGGAACUCUGGCGAACCCUGCGCAUGAGACGAAACGAGCGUGGCGAAAUAAUCCUCUUCACGGUCUGA